AAUGGCGCGGCCGCGUUUCCUCCACCCACCCUAGCCGAAUUCACCCUCUCCUCAGCCGGCGGGAACGAUUUCUACGACGUGAGCCUCGUGGAUGGAUAUAAUCUUCCUGUUGUUGUAGCGAAUAGCGGCGGGGUGGGGGGCUGCGAGAUCACUGGAUGUGCUGUGGAUCUGAAUCCAUUGUGUCCGCUGGAGCUGAGGGUGGGGGAAGGAGAAGCAUGUCGCAGCGCUUGUGAGGCGUUUGGGCAGCCGGAAUACUGUUGUAGUGGUGAGUUUGGGAGCCCGGACGCUUGCCGUCCGACCGUUUACUCGGAGAUGUUCAAGUCGGCUUGUCCGAGGGCUUAUAGCUACGCUUAUGAUGACGCAACUUCUACCUUCACCUGUGCCGGAGGGGAUUACUCCAUUACUUUCUGCCCUGAAACAACGCAGAGGUAGGUGCCGCCGCAGACAAGUAAAACACAGUAGAAUAGGGAUUGAUUAAAAGUUUGAUUUGUUGAUUCUAGAUCUAGUUAGGGCUGAUAAGAAAACGCCAAAAUUGAAAAUCUGGAUCUGAAGUUUUGGUUGGAUCACCAUUUUUUAUUUUGUGUAGAGUAGAAGGAGCUCAGAGU
Phalaenopsis equestris is the source of this 605-nucleotide messenger RNA. Its product is annotated as thaumatin-like protein 1. The annotation marks the transcript as partial. Gene Ontology annotation, biological process: defense response. The record is from RefSeq and is a predicted model, not a curated record. The transcript has a single exon. Gene Ontology annotation, cellular component: extracellular region. NCBI's taxonomy places the organism in Eukaryota, Viridiplantae, Streptophyta, Magnoliopsida, Asparagales, Orchidaceae.